AUGUCCGCCCAGACCCUCUUCCGCACCGGUGCUGCCCUCACCGCCACGGGCAUCUCGUUUGGCGCAUUCGGCGCCCAUGCCCUUCGCGCGCGGUUCCCCGACAUGGCCGACAAGUCGCACGCGUCGUGGAUGACGGGAUCGAGCUACCUGAUCUACAACGGUCUCGCGCUCAUGGCCAUCUCGGCGCACCCGUCCGUUGCCCUCGGCAUGCGCAGGUACAAGACUGCGGCGGGCCUCAUUUUCGGUGGCACGGCGGUGUUCAGUGGAUCCAUCUUUGCCCUCGUCCUCUGGCGCGACCAGGUCGCCAAGGUGCUCGGUCCUAUCACACCCCUGGGCGGCCUGGCCAUGAUUGCUGGAUACAUUGCGCUGGCCCUUUGA
This is a messenger RNA of Apiotrichum porosum, 378 nucleotides long. RefSeq lists its product as uncharacterized. Lineage: Eukaryota; Fungi; Basidiomycota; Tremellomycetes; Trichosporonales; Trichosporonaceae. The transcript has 3 exons. The record is from RefSeq and is a predicted model, not a curated record. The coding region runs from base 1 to 378 and encodes 125 amino acids.